This is a messenger RNA of Malaclemys terrapin pileata, 3463 nucleotides long. RefSeq names its product 3-hydroxyacyl-CoA dehydratase 3 (gene HACD3). The transcript is spliced from 11 exons. Lineage: Eukaryota; Metazoa; Chordata; Testudines; Emydidae. Gene Ontology annotation, molecular function: 3-hydroxyacyl-CoA dehydratase activity. Gene Ontology annotation, cellular component: endoplasmic reticulum membrane. The record is from RefSeq and is a predicted model, not a curated record. Gene Ontology annotation, biological process: very long-chain fatty acid biosynthetic process; fatty acid elongation; sphingolipid biosynthetic process. The coding region runs from base 91 to 1182 and encodes 363 amino acids.
CCGCCCCGCGGCCCGGGCAGCCCGCCACCUCGGCCUCGCCAGGCGCCGCGCGGAGCCGUCGGAGCCCGGCCUGUCCCGGCCGCCGCCAUCAUGCAGAGCCGGAGCCUGACCCCGCACGUGCACUGGGCGCAGCGGCACAGCGAGCUCUACCUGCGGGUGGAGCUGAGCGACGUGCAGAGCCCCGAGAUCACCAUUACGGAUAACGUGCUUCAUUUCAAAGCCCAGGGUCAUGGUGCCAAGGGGGACAACGUCUAUGAAUUUCAGCUUGCGUUUCUAGAACCGGUCAAGCCCCAACUGGUGUACAAAGUGACUCAAAGGCAGUUGAACAUCACCGUGCAGAAAAAAGAAAGCAACUGGUGGGGAAGACUCACCAAACAGGAGCGGCGUCCGUUGUUCCUAGCGCCUGAUUUUGAUCGCUGGCUAGAUGAGUCGGAUGCUGAAAUGGAACUCAAAGCAAAGGAAGAAGAAGAGAGGAUUAACAAAAUCAGAAUUGAAUCCAGAGUCCCUAAAGACCCUUUCAGACAGCUGAAGAGAGGAUAUUUGUUCAUGUAUAAUCUUGUGCAGUUUUUGGGGUUCUCCUGGAUUUUUGUGAAUAUGACAGUUCGCCUGUUUAUCUUAGGAAAAGAUUCCUUCUAUGAUACAUUUCACACCAUUGCUGACAUGAUGUAUUUCUGUCAGACGCUCGCAUUUAUAGAGAUCCUGAAUUCACUAGUAGGAAUCGUCAGGUCACCACUUAUACCUUCUUUACUCCAGGUCCUUGGAAGAAAUUUUGUCUUGUUUAUUGUCCUUGGAAAUGUGGAGGAAAUGCAAAGCAAAGCGGUGGUGUUCUUUGUAUUUUACUGCUGGAGUAUUAUCGAGCUAUUCAGGUAUCCAUUCUACAUGCUUUCCUGCAUUGAUAUAGAAUGGAAAUUACUAACUUGGAUCCGAUAUACCAUCUGGAUUCCUCUCUAUCCUUUAGGCACCUUGGCAGAAGCUGUGUCUCUGAUUCAGGCCAUUCCAAUCGUCAGUGAAACAGGGAAGUUUAGUUUCACGCUGCCAUAUCCGAUGAGCAUGACAAUCAAAUUUUCGUUCUUUCUUCAAAUCUAUCUUAUAAUGUUAUUUUUAGGUGUGUUUAUAAACUUGCGUCACCUCUACAAGCAAAGGAGGCAGCACCUUGGAUCAAAAAAGAGAAAGAUGAAGUAAAACAGGGACUACAAUGCUUUCCUAGACCUAACUUAUCUUAAUGACAGGACCCUCUGAUUCUUACAAUUUUACCUAUUAUAAUAAUGGAAAGGAUUUUCUACAGCUAAAUGAUCAUGUUAGAUUUCAUAGUGACUCUUCAGAUAGCAUUCCCAUACACUGUAUUGAGUUCCUCUUCAAUCAUAUACGCAUGGCACUUAAUGUUGAACAAUGGCAAUAUUUAAACGUGUUUCCUAUCAGUUACCAUAUUAUAAAAAGAAAUCCUAUUUGCAAAAACUGAGCAGCUCUAACUGGAUAUUUGCUUUCAGAUAUUGAAUGCAGAUAAGGCUUGUGAUGCUGGGGUAGAAUAUUUCAGACCAUCCACUCCAUGCUAUGUGAAACUGACUAGGAGUGGCCUGAGGAGCUGAGAAAUGGAUUUAUUAAUGGUCAGUGCUAGGUCUGCUUUUUUUCAGCAGGCUUUUGCUGAUACAUUUAAACCUGGGAACAACUAGUGUCAGCAAUGGACACCACCAGCUUGUUCUUAACGCAUGUACGACAGGAAGGCUUAAUCUCUUCCCCCAUGGAAUAGAAAUACGUAGUGGUGUCCAGCAGCCCCUGUCUAGCUACAUAGGUCCUAGCCAGUCAGUAGUGGGAGCUACCUACUCAUUCAAAUUUUCCUCACCAGUUGACAUAGCUGCUACUUCACACGGCCUUGUGGUCACUAACUCUGCCCUUCCAGAUGGUGAGAAUUUAAAUGCCCCAACUCAGACACUGGAAAACCAGGCAGUGUAGGGGUGAGGUUCCAUUUCUUGCUAUUCUUCCCCCAGUAGCCCACAAAAAUUAGAAUUCCACCAGGAAAUGCAGAGGUAAAGCAAGCCUCCCUUGAGAUGAUCCCACAACCUUCCUUCUACUACCAUAGGGAGGCCAGCCCCUUGUCCGCUCCUUUUUGGGAAUGGUGGUGUAAGUGCUUGGCUCAAACCCUGUUGAGAAGGAAGCAAGCACCUGUUUUCCUAUUCCCUCAAUGCAGAAGACUGCAGCUAAGGAGUCUGCAUGCCAGGCUGGCCAUUUGCUUUUGGGGUGCUGUGUUGGGGGCCUAAUAAGUUAGGGACCAUUUGGGUAUUGUGUACCAGAUCUCAGCAAAUGAGAGGCAAGUGAUGUUUCAGGUUUAUGCCUUAGGUAAAUUAUAAAAGUAAUUUUAUUUGUUUUAAACAAAGAAACCUCCAUUGCUUAAAAAUGAGCUGUUUUGAAUAAAGGGUGCCAUGAUUAAAAUGACUCCUACACCCCCAACCUGAUCUGCCAGGAUUCAGCCCCCUCUGACCCUUUGCAUUUUCCCUGAAAUUAACUAAAGUCGGAUUUAAAUAAACUUAAUUGUAACCAUGACUACAGAGCAGUUAGUUGCACUGUUGACCCAGCUGAGUCUAGUCCUCUUUCCCCCAGCACCCACUGUAACCCUUGUGCAAGUUAAUUCCAGAGCGAUCAAUUUAUUUCCAUCCCCCUGUUUGUAUGGCUUUGUUUUACGAAAGCAUACCACCAGAAAAAAAAACAUGUUGCUAUAUUUUCAAUGUGAAAUACCCUUUUCCCCAAUGAUUGUUAUUGUGAGGUUAACACUAGAACAUUUAGGUGGGUUUUUUUUGCAGAGAAGUGGUCCAACCGCCACUGAAGGCAUUCUGCAAAAAGACACCAUCCUAAGGAACUUUCACCAUUAUCAAAGGGCAGAGCUACUCUUAAAAUACUGCAUCAACGCAGCUGCAGCACUUAAGUGAAGACAGACCUAUCCCAACGGGCGAGCGUCUCCUGUCGGUGUAGUUAGUUAAUCCACCUCCCCAAGAGGUGGUAGAUGCUCUGUCAUAGACAUAGCGCUGUCUACACAUGGGGUUAGGUCAGUAUAACUGCGUGUCGCUCAGGGGCGGGACGUCAUCAUACCAAUAUAGGUUUGUGGCAUGGACCUGGCCUAAAUGUGUUAAAAGGAGCCUUUCUGUGUGAAAGGCUAAACAAGGGCAUGGCCAGCUUCCUCAGGGUAGUUACACCAUAAUUUAUACACUGUGUCUCUUCUACAUACACAUCUAUUUGACAGUGAAUCGAAUAUCUUGGUGCCGACACUGAGAAUUUAACACAGCGUUCAUUCUUUUAAUUCCUUUAAAGGACAUUUAAACAUUUAUGAAAUACAUGGUUGUGAGGGUACGGGGGAGGCACUGCUACCCGUAUUUGGUGUGAUUUGCCAUGGAUCUUCAACUACUGAGUUUGCUUGUCCUUCCAAAGGCAGCUGAAUGUGUAUUUCUAUUAAUAAAGAUUUACAAGCAAAGUC